ACCAGCAUCAUGGUCCGAUCCCUCAGCUCACGAAGCUCAAUGGAGAGCAAAGAAUCCGAACUCGCAGCAUCUUCCAUAUCAGACGCGGAUCACGAUCUAGAGAAGCAACGGCCUUCUUCCACGACAUCAGACACCAUCUGCGAGAACUUUGGCUCUCCUGUCGAACUCACGACCUCGCACCUCUCUCAAUCCGCCCACCCAUCGAUACCGAAUGGCGGUCUCAAAGCGUGGCUUCAAGUACUCUCUGCCUUCUUCCUCUUUUUCAACUCCUGGGGCUUCAUCAACGCGCACGGAACGUUCCAGAGCCGUUAUCGGACAGUACUUCUUCCAGAAUAUUCACCCACUACUCUGUCUUGGAUCGGCUCCCUUUCGGCCUUCCUCCUCUGUCUUACGACAGUAUUCAUUGGGCCACUGAUCGAUCAUGGACAUGCACGAGUUACAGUGUUCGCAGGAGCUUCUCUCGUUCUAGCAGGUCUCCUCGCUACUUCAGCUUGUACAAUGUACUGGCACCUCGUCCUCGCCCAAGGCGUAUGCAUGGGCAUCGGACAAGGCUGUCUGUUCGUCUCCGCCAUCUCCGUCCUCCCUCGCUGGUUCUCUACCCGACGAAGUUUUGCUCUCGGUCUGGCGGCUGCGGGAAGCAGUCUCGGUGGGGUGGCAUACUCCUUCAUUUUCCACGAACUCAUCAGCCACAUCUCCUUCGCCAUCACCCUUCGCCUCCUCGCUGCCAUCUCUCUCCCCACGCUCCUCGUUCCGUGCAUCCUCCUCGACCCGGACCCAAACGCGGCUGCUCCAUUCGCGAACUCGAAGUCAAGGGUCUCUUUCUUCCCCUCCCUGAAACCCUUCCUCUCCCUCCCAUUCACCCUCCUCGCCUUGGCCUCCUUCAUGGGCAGUCUCGCCCUCUACAUCCCCUUCAUCUACCUCCCGGCCUUCGCCAUGACGUCCACCACUUUCCCAGCAACACAAAUCUACCUCCUCAUUCCGAUCCUCUCUCUCGCCUCGAUACUCGGACGCAUCAUACCAGGUCUCCUUGCCGAUCGUUUAGGCGCUCUGAACGUGCUUGCGGCAUUCACCGUCUUGGCUGGGAUGGUGUGA
This is a messenger RNA of Zymoseptoria tritici IPO323, 1092 nucleotides long. RefSeq lists its product as uncharacterized. Gene Ontology annotation, molecular function: transmembrane transporter activity. Gene Ontology annotation, cellular component: fungal-type vacuole membrane. Gene Ontology annotation, biological process: transmembrane transport. NCBI's taxonomy places the organism in Eukaryota, Fungi, Ascomycota, Dothideomycetes, Mycosphaerellales, Mycosphaerellaceae. The transcript has a single exon. Bases 10 to 1092 code for a protein of 360 amino acids. The record is from RefSeq and is a predicted model, not a curated record.